AUGACUUCGACUGUUGAUGUUGCACGCCUAUACGAUGGACUCGUUGAGUACGAGGUCCGCCGGCUAGCCGAGCACCCUAUGGAGCGGGAGUUAACCUUUUGUUCAAUUCAAGAUGGUCUUGCUGCGAAAUCAUCCAAUUCGAAGAAACGCAUUGCCGAUGUUGGAGGCGGUCCCGGCUGCAUUGCGUUCAGGCUUGCAGAUGCUGGCCAUGUUGUUGACUUGCGUGACUUAACCCCAGGGUUGAUAGAGGCAGCGAAAUCAGAGCAAGCGAAGCGAGUGGAAAAGGGAUCGGCGACUCUUGCGAGCCUUGAGAUAGGCAACGCACUCGACCAGAGUUCACUCGCAUUGAACCCAUCGAGCUACGAUGCUGUCCUUUUGCUGGGCCCUCUCUAUCAUAUCAUGGAGGAGGACGAACGGGUUGUGGCCGUUGAUAACGCUCUAAAUUUGGCAGCCGACGAUGGAGGUCUGGUCUAUUGCGCAUUUAUCAGCGUUGCGGCACAUUUGCGCGAUGUAGCGGUACGCGACCCGUCUCGCUUGGUUAUAGAAAGCGGCUUUUAUGCCAGCUAUCUCAACACUGGUAAAUAUGAGAAAUACAAGAAAGAAGACGACGUGCAUGUUCAGAGCUUCCACACUCACGCGGCCGAUGUGCGCGAGUUCUUCAGAAAGCAUUUCUCUACUAAAGCAGAGCUCAUUGAACUUCGGGCCACGGAGGGCAUUCUUGGAGGGGGCUUAGAUGCGAAGUUGGAGGCCGCUGGCACAGAGACGGUGAACAAAUGGGCAAGGCUGAUGUAUGAGCAGUUCUCUACCGCAGAGGAGUAUCUUGGCUGUGCAGACCAUUUACUUGCUGUCAUCAAGAAGAAGACAACGAAUUGA
[Torrubiella] hemipterigena is the source of this 873-nucleotide messenger RNA. Lineage: Eukaryota; Fungi; Ascomycota; Sordariomycetes; Hypocreales; Clavicipitaceae. The record is from the annotation of a GenBank genome assembly.